Molecule: messenger RNA, 1074 nt
Organism: Plasmodium coatneyi
Lineage: Eukaryota; Apicomplexa; Aconoidasida; Haemosporida; Plasmodiidae
Product: Ubiquinol-cytochrome c reductase iron-sulfur subunit
Exons: 1
Coding region: 1-1074 (357 amino acids)
Biological process (GO): mitochondrial electron transport, ubiquinol to cytochrome c
Cellular component (GO): membrane
Molecular function (GO): 2 iron, 2 sulfur cluster binding; quinol-cytochrome-c reductase activity
Source: RefSeq, a predicted model, not a curated record
AUGAAAAGUAUAAGGAGCUUUGACCUUUUAAUAAAGGGGAGAAUAUUUUUAAAAAAAAACGAAUUCAACAAAAUAGGCAAUAGAACCUUUGGAGGAACCUUCAACCACAACAUAAAGGAAAACGAUCGAGUACCUCCAGCUUCGGAAAAUCCAAGUUACAAAAAUUUGUUCGAUCAUGCAGAUGAUAUAAAAUUGUGGGAAAUAGAAGAGAAGGAAAAUAUUUGCCACAAGAGGGUAGAGGAUUUGUCCGAGUUGGUUGAACCGUCAAAUCACCCACAUCAGUAUGAAGGCAUUUUUGUGAGGACAAGAUAUGCACAUUAUAACCAAACAGCUGAACCCGUUUUCCCAAGAAAACCAAAUUUAGAAAAGGGCGAAUUAGCCAGUGGAGCUAAUGUAACAAGAACAGAUGUCUGGCAUAACCCUAAAGAACCUGCUGUCGUUUCAGUAGGUAAAUUUGAACCACAUAAUUUUCGACCAGCUGGUUAUGCUGAAAAUGCGCCCAACCCAGAUAGUAUAAACUCAGAUUAUCACCCAGAUUUUAGAGAGUAUAGAUUAAGAAGUGGAAAUGCAGACAGAAGAACCUUUAUGUAUUUUAUAAGUGCCUCCUACUUUUUUAUUAUGUCGUCUAUUAUGAGAUCAACCAUAUGUAAAUCUGUGCACUUCUUUUGGAUCUCCAAAGAUUUAGUUGCAGAAGGAACUACAGAAUUAGAUAUGAGGACAGUAAGCCCUGGAGAACACGUUGUAAUAAAGUGGAGAGGGAAGCCAAUUUUUGUGAAGCAUCGAACCCCUGAGGAUAUCCAGAGAGCUAAGGAGGACGACAAAUUGGUGGAAACUAUGAGAGACCCUCAGUUAGAUUCGGACCGAACUAUUAAACCUGAGUGGUUGGUUAAUAUAGGGGUCUGUACACAUUUGGGUUGCAUUCCAGCCCCCGGUGGAAAUUACAACGGCUACUUCUGCCCUUGUCAUGGUUCCCAUUAUGACAAUUCUGGCAGAGUUCGCCAGGGCCCCGCGCCGUCCAAUUUGGAGGUUCCCCCGUAUGAGUUUGUUGACGAGAAUACGAUCAAGAUUGGCUGA